GUGAAUAAUUCUAUAAAUUUUUUGGUUACCUUUUUUACCGUAGAAAUUAGUGUCAUCCUCGAAGAAAAAGGUAGGAGCAAAUCUAUGUACUGGCAAGUCAUCAUGGAAAAUGAAGAGGUUAUUUUGUUUGCGGCAGUGCUUGUCGCCUCGCUGUGGUUGUUCAUCAAACGAGUAUAUGUGGAGCGACUCCCGUCAUACUUUUACUGCAAGUACGUCUUUUUGACUGGCUGUGAUUCUGGCUUCGGUAGAGAAACAGCACUGCGUCUUGAUAGUUUAGGAUUCAAUGUGUUUGCGACAUGUUUAACGAGAGAAGGCCAAGCAGAUUUGACUGCCAUGUGCAGCAAAAGACUUAAGGUUAUUCAUUUGGAUGUCACAGAUUCACAAGAAAUCAGAAACGCUUACAAGUUCGUGGAGCAAUCUUUACCAGAAAAUACAGGUAUGUUGCAAUGAAAAAGGAUACAGCGUCUUAAUAAAUAAGUGUCUAAUAAAGAUCAAGGGCUAGGUUUAGUCAUUUGAAAGUGUCGAAUUGAAGAAAUCUUCAGAUCAGUUAUUUGUGCCACUUGUUAUAAACACAAUGUAAACAUGGCUUAUAUAAACUCUAAACAGUAUAAAAACCAAUAUUUACGAAGUUCAUUGAAAAGGAAUCCAUUAUUCGUGCCCAUUAUUCGUACACUGUGUUUGUUUAUUACAAAAACAAAUGCCCAUGAAAUUGAUUUCAAAGGAUCGCGAGACCCUCUCUGCAUGUGGUAGGUUAUUUGUCGUAGAGUAAUGUAGAGGUAAUCUUGCCAUUUCCUGUCAUGCAGUACAUAGACUACGAGUAGUCCCCCAUUUUUCCUCAGGGAUAGUAGGGCGAGCGAAACGCGAGCGCGCGUGAAAAUCACCCCACGCGAGAAAAGGCGACACGCGGCGGGGUGAUUUUCACGCGCGCUCGCGUUUCGCUCGCCCUACUAUCCCUGAGGAAAAAUGGGGGACUACUCGUAGUCUAUGUAGUACACAGUUUUGUCAUUUAAAAAUAGCUAAAAUAUUACUAUAUUAUUCUAAGGUAAACACGGGGGAAAAGGAAUUAUUUUUUGAAGGGUUCUCUUUAGAAUAUUAGAGGACUUUGACACAAGAAAUUAACUGAAGCACACUUCAAGCACAGACUGUCUCUCGUUGCCAUGCGCGCGCGAGCUUUAAUCUGCUCAACUUUCUUGCGUGACUAUCCGUCUACUAAAAGGGUGGAGUACUUUUGUGUCAUUUUUUGUUGCAACAAAGAAUACUCUUCACCUCCGUGCAAAUUUCUUACAUAUUCCAUAAAACACCCACAUAUUUUCCCCAAAAUUCCAUUUUUCACAUUUAGCUGACCAGAAAUGAUCGUAUUAAAGCUUCUCGGAACAAUAAGCCCUUUUCAUCGCCUUGCUAUUUCCGGCCGCUACGAAUGACAACGAUGACCCUCUCAGAUGGAACAAAAAAUAUAAAUAUAGAAAUCGGUGAAUUAAUUUAAUACCGUCUAAUAUUAUCUCAAGAGAGCUGUCAGCAAGAUGAGAACAUCUUUCCAGGUGUUCAACUGAAACUUCUUGGACUGAAGCCCCCGCAGACUGAGGACCUGAAGGAGUGUGACCUUUGUGUAACGAGAGAACUUUACAACAACAACAAGGUUAUCAUUUUCACCCUUGUCGUCUCUUGGCUCACUCUACGUGCUUAGCAAGAUUCACUCAGUGAGACUGAUCAGCAAAGAGUCUGCAAUCCGCUAUUUAAAAAGGAGAGAAUCAUUCUAUUUUUUUUGACGUUCUAUUACAAAACUGUGGAUUGCAGACUCUUUGGUGAUCAGUCUCAAAAGAAAGCCUCAGCAAACGUAGUAUACUUUGUAUACUUCUCUGUUCCUGUUUACAAACUGAAGUCAAAGCACGUGCACUAGCGGGAGUUUUCACGUCACUUCCGAUCGAUCCGAGCACCCUGAAGACCACCAACGGCAACUAUCGCUCAAGGGGGAGGUGAAUAGCGGUGGAAGAGGUGCCGAGGUUUACAUAGUAUCCGGGCGGCAUAGUUGUUUUAUUAUUUAUCAAUUUAGCUGAAGAAAAAUGAAAAAGUAUUUUUUGGAAAUAACGUCAGACGUCAUAGCCUGCGCGCAGACGAAAUUAAACUCUGGUUAACUCCGUACUAAUCAGAGUUUAGUUAUCGUCCGCACGCAGGCUACAGACGUCACGGCUCAGUUGCCAAGUAUUUUGGGGAUGUUUUAUCUUUUUUGGCUAGUGCGUUUUUAUGAUUUUGUCGCGAAUUCAGGAAGAAUAACUUGCUAAACUGCCAGAAAUUACUGCCACUUUCUUGGUUUUGUUAGUACAGCUGCUUCAUUUAUCGGUAAUUAACUAAGAUUUUAAUAGUCUUCUAAAACUUUCACGAAACGAGACGCCAUUUUGAUUUUUGUCCCUAGUUACGGGAGCCAAUCAAACACUUAUGAUUAAUAUAUUGGCUGCUUAAGUUUAUUUUUUGUGUUUAGCUCUUGAAUACACGAAGAAGCCUCUGCUGUGCUGUAACGACGGCAAAGUCAUAAAUCUUUAAAUCAGAUUUCGGUUUCGUGUUUAUUUUUUAAAAGUUACCGCAAGAAUUGUCCCUCAUGAAGACCCUGAAGUUAGUGGAACAUGAGGGCGUCAGUGACCAAGUCAACUACUAUUAACUUCAGUGAGACCAGAAAUCUUGCUGGACAAUGAGCAGCCCCUCACGUUUGAACUGCAUGGUUAGCUGCAUGCAGUGCAAACAGUGCACGAGCGCGCGUAAAAAAAUGUCAUACGAGAGGAAGGUAAUAUAUAGGCGCGUUCGAGUAUUUCGCUUGUCCUAGUAUAAGGAGAGGUUUCCCAUGAAUUCUUUAUUUGCCUCGAGUUUCAUAUCUAGUUUUCAAAUAUUAUGAGACAUUUUGUUGUGUUUACAAUGAGCCGCAUUUAGCCUUCGGGGCUCGUGCUAUUUUUGAAAUCCUUUGUUUUAUGCUUUGUUUAAUAAUCCUACAAACAGAACAAACUUAAUAGUUUUCCGUUUCGUUCCUAAGAUUAUAUAAUUGUAUUAGUUCAACUUCAGUAACGAUUUCUAAAAAUACUAUUGGUUUUCUCAAUAAUAGUUGCUCUGCUUUGAUUUAUUUUUCUUAAUUAACUUUAUUCUACAACAAAGCGGCCUUUCACUGCAACACCUUGUUAAGCGAAUAUAGCCAGUUUUUAAUUAGUAUUUUUGAGCGAUAUCGAAGUUUCACUGCAAUUUACUUCCGUGAAUAGUCGCUUCGUCUAAAUUUAGAAUUUCAAAAGUUUUGCUGACCUGCAAAUUCGGAAAAUGUCUGCUUUUGUUGUAGGUGAAAAACUACAAUGAGGCAGGUGGUUAAAAGCCGCCUUGCUGACUUGGCAAACUUUGCUAGUUUAUUAUCCUAGUACUUUUUACUCCUAAAAUAGAAUCCGCAACAACAAUCAGUUUCCCUUGACUUCAAACGACUUUGUUUGUAUAUCUAUUGUGUUGAAUACCUGUAGCGAGGAGAUAUAAGUAAGAUAGUUUGUAGUGUUUUUUGACUACAUCUAUUACAUCGACAUCCCGUUGAUUACAUACUUGAUUACACCGAUUUCCUUGUCAACUACACCGAUUGCUUCGAGUACGUGUACAAGAAUAAACGCUGUUGGACCCAAGUAAAGUUUGCAUUAUUCUCUGCUGCGUUCCAGUUUGUUUCUUUGAUUCCGGUCCUAAGAGUUCAGUGUGUCGGCUCUUACCCCCGAGCGAGUUGCUCUUUGAGUUUAGUUUCUCCAGUUUUAUCGUGAGUUCAAACUCCGAGUUUCCCGUUUAGCCCUUAAAGUCAUUCAAAAGUGGAAAAACCUUCAGUCACACUGGUAACCAUGAAGUAAAACGAGGGACUACUCGUAGUACUACACAGCUGGCAGCAAGUUGCGUUCCUUCCCUCGUCCUCGGCUUGGGCCCCUUGUUCAUUAUUUUGUAUGUUGUUUUGAGUAUGGUAGCACCCCAAAAUGAUCUGACAAGGCGCUAUACAGGGGCUUGUCUACUAGGCUUGCCCGAGCUCGGACUACAAUGUAGGCACGCGUUCCAUAGUUAAAGUAUUCUGUAUUUCUUUUGCGCGUUAACAAGCAUAACACAGUAAUUUUUACUUAGCUUUCACUUGGUCGUACUAUCAUUCUGCACAAUCAAGGGUUGUAUUUAUGGACAAUACUUCCUUGCUAUGCAGGUCUAUGGGGCCUAAUUAACAACGCUGGAAUUGCCAAGGUUGGACCAAUCGAAUGGCAAACCUUGGAUGACUAUCGACAGGUAGCAGAUGUUAACUUGUGGGGACUUAUUGACGUCACAAAGGUUUUCUUACCACUUGUCAAGAAACAGCGAGGACGUAUCAUAAAUAUUUCGAGUAUUGGAGGUAAUUCAGUUUUCACUGCUUCAACAUAUAAAUUUUUUAGCUUAGGAGAAUCAUAAUUGCUCUUAUUUGCUUCAAAUUGAGGGGGAAAGUAGUACUUUGCAAUCUCGGCAGCUUUUACUUUGUCUCGCAUGCAUCAGAUGCGAAUCUCGGAACCUCGAUAAUCUGCAAGCCCCAUUUGAAUAUAUUCAUAGUUACCUCAUCUUUUUUUUCUUUGCUAGUCGGCUUGUAGGGUCAAAAAAUUGAGAUACUUUAAGACACAAUAAAAAUCUUUGCGGUCAGGUUUUGUUAAAACAUUUCACUUUCCACUUUUAUUUUGCUCGCGAUGCACUUCUAAAAAUUUGGCCACACCCGGUAAAGUUCAGACGGCGUACUUCACAUGAACUUUCAUAUUCACUGAAUGUGAUUCGGCUCAUGUGAAGUGCAGUGUCGACCUGAACCAGGCCUAAUCGAGUACACCUUCUUGAUUCUUCUUCUUUUUAUUGUAGGUCGAGCGUCACUGCCACACGCCUCCGCGUAUUCUAUCUCCAAAUUUGGAGUAGAAGCAUUCUCAGAUGCUCUCCGUCGUGAACUAAGCCCGUCUGGUUUGAAAGUCAGUGUGAUAGAGCCAGGAUUUUUUCGGACAAAUAUUACAAGUAAAGACAACUUGCGAGAGCAGUGGAAUACACUCUGGAACGAGCUAGACGGUAGCUUAAAAGAGGAGUAUGGUGGUAAAUAUUUUCAAACAAGUAAGUAAAGAUAAAUUAACGGCCAUUUCCCUGCUAUCGCCGAUGUGCAUCACUGAAUUAUUUUGAACUGAUACACCAAUCUAGUGAAAUGGAUACGUACUGCUUGGGUCGGUUUAGUAUUUAAUUUCCUCUUUAAAUAGAACUUAAUGAACAUUUUUCCAUGACUUACCAGAACACUUACUGUUUGACCUACUUGACUCAGUUGGUGCGAAGAAUCAGAAUUAGACACAGACCAUUAGAAAAGUUAUGGGGGAGGGGAGGGGAAUUUUCGAGCCGCAGGAACUUUUUUGCGUUAUCAAAUUCCUUGUAUGAAUUUUUUUUAGGCCAUAGCAUGAAAAUUUUGUAGGAUUAAUUGGCGUGCAAAAUAUUUUUUCAUUUAAUUUUCCCUUGCGCAAAUAUAUUUUUGUGCCUCGCCUCCCCUCCCGCCCCCAUAAGUUUUCUAAUGGUCCAUCCCUUAGGAGACCCUGUUGAUUGUCAAGGAGCGAUAAAUUAAGGGACGGACAUGAACAAACGAUAAUAAAAAGGAGGGUUCCCUGUCUGUUCAGUAGCUCGUCUCAGCUCACUCGGCUGCUAGUUCCGCCGGCUUGGCCACUACUUUCCGAAUAGGAACUGCUGCUACCAGUCUACAGUCUAUAUUUCAUGUUAAGACACACCCCAAACAUAUAUUUUAAUAUUAUUAUACACUUCGAGGUUGGUGACCCGAUGAUUUUAUUUGUAUUUGAUGACUAGCUUUUCAUUCAAAGGAGAGAAGCCAGAAAAUAAUAGGCUCCUGACAAAGACAAUUACUAAGUACAUGCAAACAAAAGAAACAGAUACUUCCCUCGAGGAUAAAACCAAUGCGUUCAUAACUGAGUUGGCUGGACUUCAUUAUCAAUUAUACCUUGUCGCUCUUUGCUUCUUAGGUGUAAAGAACAUGUUGAAAGGCAUGGUAGACACUUGCGCUUCGCCGCACAUCUAUAAGGUAGUGGACUCCAUUGUUCAUGCUCUGACGUCACCAUAUCCUAAGUCUCAUUACGUGGUUGGAUGGGAUGCAAAGCUGCUAUGGAUCUGGGUGUCCAGGUUCCCAGCCGCCAUUGGGGACGCAAUCUUGAAUUUAUUGGGAGAAAAGGCUGAACCUAGUAAAUGCGCACGCGCAAAUAUGCCAGGUGACCAAACUACACGAAAAAUAAAUGAAAACAACAAUGCAAUGAAUGGAUCUGUUCUUCAUAAUUAA
Messenger RNA from Porites lobata, 6307 nucleotides. NCBI's taxonomy places the organism in Eukaryota, Metazoa, Cnidaria, Anthozoa, Scleractinia, Poritidae. The record is from the annotation of a GenBank genome assembly.